Molecule: messenger RNA, 3460 nt
Organism: Nematostella vectensis (starlet sea anemone)
Lineage: Eukaryota; Metazoa; Cnidaria; Anthozoa; Actiniaria; Edwardsiidae
Product: ankyrin repeat and LEM domain-containing protein 1
Exons: 7
Coding region: 132-1967 (611 amino acids)
Molecular function (GO): endonuclease activity; protein binding
Source: RefSeq, a predicted model, not a curated record
GUUGGCUUGGCAGCUUAGUUUCUAAACAAAAUGUGGCGCGAAAUUGAUCAAAGUUUUUAGUAGAUAGUUUUUAAUCUUUUUUAAAUGUUUUAUAUCAAAUUCCUUGGUGUUAAAGUUACAAGAAGGAAUCAAUGUCAUUAACACAGAUUUUGAGGGUCUGGGAUGCGAUUGAGUGCGAGAACUUCAGCAAUGCCCACCAUUUGAUAAAGAAAUGCUGGGACCUGGUUGCAACCCCAGUGCGUGAUGGGAUCUCCGUCAUGCAUCUCCUUAGUGGACUAGAUGAUCCCAAGGCGCAAGGACUACUGCGUGAAUGUCUUGAACAUGGUGCGUCUCCUAAUGCACAGUCAUCAGAUGGGAUUACUCCUGUACACCUUGCUGCUAUGUGGGGACUAUCAAACACCCUAAAAAUGCUUAUCUCUUUUGGAGGUGACCCAGAGUUACUGGAUAAAGAAUCUAAUAAUGCUAUGCAUUAUGCAUACCUAUCUACUGAACCACAGGCUGGGGAUUGUGUUAAGUUUUUAUCCAGUAUGAGAGCUUCAGUUGAAGAAAAAAGUACUGUGAAUUAUGGCCCAGUUGUUAUUGAUGCAGCAUAUGUGGGUGCAUCUGGAACACCUGUCAGUUCACUGGAUUCUAUGAACUCUACUUACUCCUGCAAAGAACCAAAGUUUACUCACAUCAAGCAAAAACAAAAGGUCUCAAACGAUUUAUUAGGAUCCCAAAACAGAUCAGAACAUAAACCUUUUAUGACCGAUGAUGAAACUACAAAUGAUGAAACUCUUAAUUUACAUGAUUUUAUAACCGAUGAUGAAUCCACUAUCAACAAGACUUGUGGUGUGAUGACUGAAGUGUCUAUUGAGAGUGAUAUGUCCACCAAGAGUGAGAGUUUUCAUACUGCUUUUGAAGGGGAGACAUUCAGUCUGUCAUAUAUGGAGAAUCUUGAUGAUAGCGAUGUCAGCUUCCCUAAGCUCCACCCAUGGUCGUCUAGGGCUGGACCGGAGGAACUGGAAGACACACUGGUGGAUAAUAUCAGUGCACUUAAUCUUGAGGUGACUGGCAGUCCAGAUAUUGGAACAAACCCAUGCCACAGCACCACCCUGCUGGACCACACCCUAUCUGAUGGCACAGUCUUGUAUGACUGGAAAGACUUCAGUAUCCUGGAACUGUCCUCCAAUCACCCUGAUGAGACGCUCAAUGUGCCAGAGGAGUUGCUUGCUCUAAGCUGCCAGGAGUUAAGAAAACAGCUGAUGUCAAUGGGGCUAGAUGUAGGUCCUGUCAGGCCAGAUACACGGGCACUCUACAUCAAGCAGUUGGCCAGACUAAAGGCGGGCAUCACUAGUGAAAAGUCUUUUGAUCGGUUCAGUGAAUUCUUGCCUGAGCUCCGUGCCAUCUUACAGCAAAAAGUAGAUGUGUCAGACAUGUACACAGAGGAAGAAUCCAUGUGUAUAGAGUUCACCAGGGACAAUCCUCAACCAUGGAGGGAGGGGACAGAGAAAUCAUCAUUCAACUACCUUUUACUAGAUCCGCGUGUGAGCGACAAUCUGCCAUGGAGAGCGCAAAAACUUCCAUCAGACGAAGCCUUCGCCAUCUUUGUGUCUGCAAUUUUCUAUGUUGGUAAAGGCAAGAGAUCAAGGCCUUAUGCUCAUUUGCACGAGGCUUUGCAUAAAACCAAGAGUAACCGCAAGCUUCAAAAUAUCCGUGACAUAUGGGACUCAGGACUGGGCGUGGUCUCUCUCCACUGUUUUCAGAGUGUCAUUCCUGUCGAAGCUUAUACACGGGAAGCUUGUAUGGUGGAGGCGCUAGGUAUAUCACGUUUGACCAAUCAGAAGAAAGGUGAUUUUUACGGGCGAGCCCGGCGCUGGAGUGUGAAGAAAAAGCGGAACAUGGGGAUCUUUUUGCUGAAGAGGGCCCUGCAGAUAUUUAUCAACGAAGGAGAGCGGCAAAUCAGACCUGAAGAUCUGCGAAAAUAGAACUAAAAAAUAAGACCAAAUAAUAUGAUUUCAAGAAUGAGAGCCAUACUUAAAAUAUGGAAAUUAUGACCCAACGUCGGGAACCCUUUUUUGGGGGGGAGGGGGGAACCCUGUGUCUUGUAAUAUUCACUAAAGGAUGUCGGAGGCUCACGGAGACCUGUCAUCGCUGUGUAAACUAACAUCUUUGAGGGCUGCCUACAUCACCGUGUUUUGUUUAUUAUAUGGUGCGAACAAUCAUAUGCUUCGUAAGCCCUGCUUACGAAUGAGCCCGUCACAAGUUCUGACAAUGUUGUUCUUAGGGCUUUUCUCUUGUGAAUGAAACGGUUACACCCCGUUUCCAGAUUACGGUUUCACCUCGGUUCCAGAUUACGGUUUCACCUCGGUUCCAGAUUACGGUUACACCUCGGUUCCAGAUUACGGUUUCACCUCGGUUCCAGAUUACGGUUACACCUCGGUUCCAGAUUACGCUUUCACCUCGUUUCCAGAUUACGGUUACACCUCGGUUCCAGAUUACGGUUUCACCUCGGUUCGAGAUUACGGUUUCACCUCGGUUCCAGAUUACGGUUGCACCUCGGUUCCAGAUUACGGUUUCACCUGUGUACCAGAUCACGGUUUCACCUCGGUUCCAGAUUACGGUUUCACCUCGGUUCCAGAUUACGGUUUCACCUCGGUUCCAGAUUACGGUUUCACCUCGGUUCCAGAUUACGGCUACACCUCGGUUCCAGAUUACGGUUACACCUGUGUACCAGAUUACGGUUACACCUCGGUUCCAGAUUACGGUUUCACCUCGGUUCCAGAUUACGGUUUCACCUUGGUUCCAGAUAACGGUUACGCCUGGGUUCCAGAUUACGGUUACACCUGGGUACCAGAUUACGGUUACACCUCGGUUCCAGAUUACGGUUUCACCUCGGUUCCAGAUUACGGUUAUGCCUGGGUUCCAGAUUACGGUUUCACCUCGGUUCCAGAUUACGGUUAUGCCUGGGUUCCAGAUUACGGUUAUGCCUGGGUUCCAGAUUACGGUUUCACCUCGGUUCCAGAUUACGGUUACGCCUGGGUCCCAGAUUACGGUAGCAAUCCAACUAGUCCAAGGCGUUUUUAUCGAGGAAAAGAAAUAGAAUUUCCUGUGACGUUACACUUUCAUGUAGUGACUACGUUAGUAUUAUUCCAUUAUGUUUCCUUUCAUGAAAACACGCUCCUCGAUUCAAGCUCAUAUACAUGGAAGGAAGUACCUAUAUUUAGCAUAUUUACUGGCACUAACAUGGCAAAUAAGGGGGGGUCGCCCUUUUUUAGAUGAAUAAAUUUUUUAAAAUAGCUAAUGAAAAAAGGAUUAUAGUUUUAUAUCAGUUUUUUUCCAAGAAACGCUGUAUAUAUGUUUUACAUCUUUUAGCUGUACAUAUUUAGUUGUGCAAAUUUUUAUAGUAGAUUAACAAUAUGAUUAUGAAAAUGUUUACUACGAAAUAAAGGUAGAUAUGUUGCCGAUGGCAACGCGUGUA